CCGUUGUCGGUCUGCGCGCCCAAACGUUUGGACUCGUUCCCGUCCAAGUCCGUCUCCUAUAAUAAGGUGAAGGGGUGUUGGUUGUUGUUGUAAUACAUAUAUAUAUAUUUGUGCAAAAAAAGUUUUAAUUUUCAAUUUUUUGACAAGAUUUUAUUUUUUAACUUAUUAAAUAAUGCCAGUAUUACUAGUAAUAUUAUGAUCUUUUUAUGAUAUUAUUCAUAUUUUACAUCAUAUAUCAUGGGCAACAAAUGCUGUAAAUGUCAAUCAAACUAUAGCAGUGUAAAUGGAACAGUUGCUUCUUUUUCAUCUAAUAAUUCUUCGACUUCUCGACCAAAAGCAGAAAAUGCUCUUACUUUUGAAUCUAUACCACAACAAUCUUUGAGGAGCCUUGAUGUAAAAUCGGGCAAUUAUUCAACUUUUUGUAAAAAUCAUAGGUCAGGUUCUUCAAGCAUGUCUAGUCAAGAAAUAGCAUCCCCUCCAAUAUUUCUUAGACGUCUUAAUGAUUUGCAUAUACGUGUCGGAGCUCGAACAAGGUUGCUUAUUGAAAUAGAAAAUCCUAUUGAUGUCCAGGUCUAUUGGUUUAAAAAUAAUCAAGCGGCUAAAAGUGAGAGGUUUCAAUUCAUACACGAAGGAGGAUUUUUUUGUUUAGAUAUCGUUCCAGUAUCACUGGAAGACGAAGGCUUAUGGGUUUGCACGGCUCAAAAUUCAUUUGGGAAAUCAUCUACGGCAGGACAAUUAAUAUUAACUGUUCCAAAAGCAUUUAAAAAACCUAUAUUUGUAGAAGAAUUAAAAGCAAUAUUAACACAACAAGGCAUAGUUUCUUUAGAAUGUAAAGUUAUUGGUGUUCCUACACCGAAACUACGUUGGUUUAAAGAUGGAUGUGAAGUAAAAGCUGGUGAUAUAUUUGCAUUAACAGCAAAUUCCGAGGAUGAUUGUUUAGGGAUAUAUACAUGCGAAGCAACAAAUGUAAUGGGUAUUGCGACUUCUACCUCUAAAAUACUCGUGACUCACACAAAACUUAGCGGUGAAUAUAAUUCAGAUAGUAUUAUACCAUAUGGUCCACCACCAGCAUUUUUAAAAGGAUUAGAAAAUUUAACUGGUAAAGUUGGACAUGAAUUAGUCUUAAAAUGCCAAGUUGAGGUUCCACCAUGGCCAAAAAUUAUUGGAUGGUAUAAUGAUAAUGGAUUAAUAGAAGAAGGACCUUUAUAUCAUUUAAUUGCCGAUGGACUAGGAAUGUAUGGAGUUGAAAUAAAAGCUCUUAGAGCUGAUCAUAAUUCCACAUGGAAAUGCGUAGCUACCAGUUCAACUGGAGCCAAGGCUGUAACAACUUGUAGGAUAACUGUAUCUUAUCCAAAAAAUUAUAGAGUUCCAAGAUUUUUAGAAAGCUUAAGAGCUAUUAUGACUGAUGAAGGCAUGGUUAGUUUUGAAUGUAAAGUUAUUGGCUACCCAACACCUCAAUUAUUGUGGUAUAAAGACGGAAAACAACUUCAACCUGGAGAUGUUUACGAGCUGAUAGGAAGUAAAUCUCUAGGAAAUUAUUGUUGUUUGGCACAAAAUUGUAUGGGAGAAGCAAGUAGUUACGCUGAAUUAACAGUAGAAGAUAUUCAAAAUCAACUGAAUGAAAAUGAAAAACUUCAACUUACUUCAACAACACAACCGCCAAGGUUUAUUAUAGGUCUCAAAACUAUUGAAGCUAAUAUAAACGAAUCAUUUGUGUUUACAAUAAAAGUAACUACUGAACCUCAAACUUCAAUAAAUUGGUAUAGAGAAAAUAAUUGUAUUACCGAAUCAGAUCAUUAUAAAAUGUUAAGCGAAAUAAAUGGCACCCAUUCUUUAAAUAUUGAACCUCUAGAAAUAAUUGACCAAGCAGAAUGGAAAUGUGUGGCGAUUAAUAAAUACGGCCAAACUGUAACUUCCUGUUUUUUAAAACUUAAUGUGCCAAAAAAUUUCAAGCCCCCGAAAUUCUUAGAAGAAUUAAGAAUUGCUUUUUCAAAUGAAGGAUCUGUCAAUUUAGAAUGCAAAGUAAUCGGUGUUCCUCAACCUCAAUUGAAAUGGUUUAAAGAUGGUCAACCACUAAAUCCUGGAGAUAUGCAUAAAAUUAUUUCUGGGCAAGGAGGAAUGUGUUGUUUGGGCACGUAUACUUGUCAAGCACACAAUUGCAUGGGAACAACAACUAGUUCUGCAACAUUAAUGACAAUUGAAGACAAGUCUACAGUUAAAACUUGUAAUACAGAUGAAUAUUUAUCUGUUGAAAAUCCUCUUGUUCGAAACGAAUCUUUAUCAACAAUACUCGAAGAACGAACGAGUCAAAUGGAAAAGUCAUUUACAAUUGAAGAACCUGCUGAUGUGUCAUUUUCAUUUGAUGGCAAAGAAGUUACAGUUUCACUUUACGAAACCCCAGACCUUUCUCAUGACGAAGCACUACAAAUCAUAGAAAUGUACGCUGAUGAACUAUCUGAACAUAUAUCAGAGGAUAAUGUUGUCGACUUGCCAUCACUUCGGAUUGUUAAAGAGUCAUCUAUAUCAGGCCAUGUGCUAAUGGAAGCGUUGGUAAUCGAUGUUCCAGUCGGAUUUUGUAGACAAUUAACUGUUUCUGAUACAGAUUUGGAUGCUUUUACUAUAACAGAAGAUACAACUUUACCACUUUGUGACAAGCGAGAUAGUUUGUUUGAAAAUAGUUCAGAUUUUUUUUCAGAUCACAAAUCGUCUAGUAUCUCCAAAAAAGAUGUAUUCUUUAGCGCUAGUGAAAGAACACCCAAAAAUUCAUCUGACUUACAUAGACUAUUAUCAGAAGAUAAUGAUAAUACUGAAUAUCAAACACAAAAAAUAUUCAAAUCAGAAUUAGAAAAUCAAAUUGUAUCUCAAAUAAAUGUCGACAAUGAACAAAAUAUUGGUUCUACACAACAGGUUUUACGAACGUUGGAAAGAGCUGAAAGUAAUAAUACUGAAGAAGAAGUCACUGAAUCCCUUGCUGAAGUACCAUUACUUGAUAACUAUUACACGGCUGAAAUUCUGGCACAAUCCGAUGAAGAUGGUUUAUAUUCAACAGUUUUGAAUAAAAUACGAGGUAAAGAUGCAACAACGUUAUCAUUAAGCACAGAAGAAGAUAACAUAUUAAAGAUAAUUUCAAAGCCUAAUGUUGAAGAAUUUUUAAAAUGCAUGAAAAUUAUAUUAGAAGGAACAACGGUAAAAAUGAGUUCAUUUGAAAAUAUUAACUAUGUUAUUAUUCCAAAAGAUCUAAAAUAUGCGAUACAAUCUCUUCACACUUUAGCAUGGAGAUUCGUUCAAGAAGCUGAAAAUAGUAACAAAGUUGAGUUAAAUAAAACAACUAUGGAAAAUGUCUCAUAUUUAAUGACAGCUAUCAAUGCGGGUCUGUUAGGGUUAGAACAAUUUGAGGAUCCUUUUGGAAUAUCUGAUACCUUAUUUAAUAAAAUUCAGUCUUCAGGUAACUUUGAUUUCGAUGUGCUUAAUAAUGAAAAAAUGUCCGCACAAGAAAUUUUGGAAUGUAUAUCAAAAGAAAUUAAAGUUUUUACAGCAAACAUAAAUCGUCAAAUAACACAAAUAAUAAAUCAAAGAGUUAUCGCAGUUAUACGAAGUACAAUUGGUACAACUUUAAUUUAUAUAAAAACAUUACAACAGCAAUCAUUUAAAUUAAAAACUAUUAAUUCAAGAACGCUAGCACCAUUAUUUUCUAUGAUUCAACCACUUGAAAUAAUUUUAAAUGAUAUAACUAUUGAAGAAGUUUCUGCGAGUAAUAGUCUAACUGAUAUAAAAAUAAGAAAGAGAUUAAUUCCACAAAUUAGCUCAAUAGCAUUUUUAUUGAAUAAUUUCAGUUUAGAAUUUCAAAAUGAAAAUUUGGAAGAAGAUCAAGAUUUAAAAAAUAUUUGUGAAAGAAUCAGUGAUGCUGCAAAUCAAUUUUCAUGUUUUGCAUCUCAAGGUACAAAAAAUAAUAAUUUAGCCGAGUGUUUUAUAUUAUUCACUAAACCAAUAAAUGACUUAUGUUGUCAUUUAAGAAAACUUGGUAGAUCAACAGAAAAUAUAUUGUCAUCUGAUUAUGGAUCAGAUGAUAAACUCUUAAUGGAUUUUGAAACUCUAUUUGAUGAACUCAUGAUAGAUAUUGAUACAUUACUAAAUAAUGUUAACACAGUUCGAGAUUACGAAAAUAACAUUAACCCUCUUGGAAAUUUAUUGGAGCCACUACAAGAUUUGAAAAUAGGAUUGUUCCAAGUAAACCAAUUGCUUCUUGCAAAUCACAAUUGUUCAAAUAUGAGUUACGAAUUUAUUGCUUGUUUCGAAAAUUUAUCACAACAACUUCUACAAUUAAACAAUUGUAUAGUUAACCAAUCUAUUGUAGAAGAGGCUGAUAAAGAAAUACCUUUUGAAUCGUCAAUUAAAAUGAUGCAGAGCAUUCUUUUUGAUGACACAAUUAAAGAUUUAGGAGUCAAUGAUGUUAUGUUUGGUAAUGUAAUGAAGCCAUUAUUACAUUUGCAAAAUCUUAUUGUAACAAAAAUGGCAUCUGUUGAAAGUGAUAUAAGCUUUUCAGAAAAAGCCGAUCUUCAAAGUGAAACAUACAGCACUCAGUCCAUCAACUUAUCAUAUAUAGCUAAUGAAAAUGAUAAAUCUGAGAACGGAUAUUUACAAAAUGAAAAAAAUAGUACCUCUUCAAAAGAAAGCAUAUGUCCAAUAACAGUGAAAAAUAAUGAACUAGUAACAAUAAGUGAAGCAAAACAAAUUACAACAAAUGAUCAAUUAGAACAAAAAUCUGAUGUAUUAGAAACAUCAAAAUCAUUUGAAAAAGCAAAUGAAAUUAAUAAUGCAAAUGAAAUAAAAAAUACCGUUAAAAUUUCAACUGUUGAUAUAAAAACAUCAAAAUCCACUGAUGAAUCAGAGAUUUCUGAACUAAUUGAAAAAACAAAACCCACCAUUGAUGAAGUUAAUCAAAUAACAACCCUUGAUCAAUUUGAUAAAACAUCUGAUGUAUUAGGAACAUUAGGGAUAGGUGAAAAAGCAGAUGAAAUUAUUAUUACAAAUGAAAUAGAUAAUACAGUCAACAUUUCAACUGUUGAUACAAAAACAUCAAAAUCCACUGAUGAAUCAGAGAUUUCUGAACUAAUUGAAUACACAAAACCCACAAUUAAUGAAGCUAAUGAAAUUAAAACUCAUGAUCAACUAGAACAAACAUCGGAUGUAUUAGAAACAUUAGGGAUAGGUGAAAGAGCAGAUGAAAUUAAUAUUGCUAAUGAAAUAGACAAUACCGUCAAAAUUUCAACUGUUGAUACAAAAACAUCAAAAGCCACUGAUGAAUCAGAGGCGUCUGAACAAAUUGAAAAAACAAAACCCACCAUUGAUGAAGCUAAUGAAAUUAAAACCCAUGAUCAACUAGAACAAACAUCUGAUGCAUUAGAAACAUUAGGGAUAGGUGAAAAAGCAGAUGAAAUUAAUAUUGCUAAUGAAAUAGAUAAUACCGUCAAAAUUUCAACUGUUGAUACAAAAACAUCAAAAGCAACUGAUGAAUCAGAGGCGUCUGAACUAAUUGAAAAAACAAUACCCACACUUAAUGAAGCUAAUGAAAUUAAAACUCAUGAUCAACUAGAACAAACAUCUGAUGUAUUAGAAACAUUAGGGAUAGGUGAAAGAGCAGAUGAAAUUAAUAUUGCUAAUGAAAUAGACAAUACCGUCAAAAUUUCAACUGUUGAUACAAAAACAUCAAAAGCCACUGAUGAAUCAGAGGCGUCUGAACAAAUUGAAAAAACAAAACCCACCAUUGAUGAAGCUAAUGAAAUUAAAACCCAUGAUCAACUAGAACAAACAUCUGAUGCAUUAGAAACAUUAGGGAUAGGUGAAAAAGCAGAUGAAAUUAAUAUUGCUAAUGAAAUAGAUAAUACCGUCAAAAUUUCAACUGUUGAUACAAAAACAUCAAAAGCAACUGAUGAAUCAGAGGCGUCUGAACUAAUUGAAAAAACAAUACCCACACUUAAUGAAGCUAAUGAAAUUAAAACUCAUGAUCAACUAGAACAAACAUCUGAUGUAUUAGAAACAUUAGGGAUAGGUGAAAGAGCAGAUGAAAUUAAUAUUGCUAAUGAAAUAGACAAUACCGUCAAAAUUUCAACUGUUGAUACAAAAACAUCAAAAGCCACUGAUGAAUCAGAGGCGUCUGAACAAAUUGAAAAAACAAAACCCACCAUUGAUGAAGCUAAUGAAAUUAAAACCCAUGAUCAACUAGAACAAACAUCUGAUGCAUUAGAAACAUUAGGGAUAGGUGAAAAAGCAGAUGAAAUUAAUAUUGCUAAUGAAAUAGAUAAUACCGUCAAAAUUUCAACUGUUGAUACAAAAACAUCAAAAGCAACUGAUGAAUCAGAGGCGUCUGAACUAAUUGAAAAAACAAUACCCACACUUAAUGAAGCUAAUGAAAUUAAAACUCAUGAUCAACUAGAACAAACAUCUGAUGUAUUAGAAACAUUAGGGAUAGGUGAAAGAGCAGAUGAAAUUAAUAUUGCUAAUGAAAUAGACAAUACCGUCAAAAUUUCAACUGUUGAUACAAAAACAUCAAAAGCCACUGAUGAAUCAGAGGCGUCUGAACAAAUUGAAAAAACAAAACCCACCAUUGAUGAAGCUAAUGAAAUUAAAACCCAUGAUCAACUAGAACAAACAUCUGAUGUAUUAGGAACAUUAGGGAUAGGUGAAAAAGCAGAUGAAAUUAUUAUUACAAAUGAAAUAGAUAAUACAGUCAACAUUUCAACUGUUGAUACAAAAACAUCAAAAUCCACUGAUGAAUCAGAGAUUUCUGAAAUAGUUGAAGAAACAAUACCCACAAUCAAUGAAGCUAAUCAAAUAACAUCUCAUGAUCAACUAGAACAAACAUCUGAUGUAUUAGGAACAUUAGGGAUAGGUGAAAAAGCAGAUGAAAUUAUUAUUACAAAUGAAAUAGAUAAUACAGUCAACAUUUCAACUGUUGAUACAAAAACAUCAAAAUCCACUGAUGAAUCAGAGAUUUCUGAAAUAGUUGAAGAAACAAUACCCACAAUCAAUGAAGUUAAUCAAAUAACAUCUCAUGAUCAACUAGAACAAACAUCUGAUGUAUUAGAAACAUUAGACACAUUUGAGAAAGCAGAUGAAAUUAAUAUUGCAAAUGAAGUAGAUAAUACUAUCAAUAUUUUACCAGUUGAUACAAUUUCUUUGAAUUUAAUCAAUGAAUCACAUUCUACUGCCGGAAACGGUUUAGAAAUUUCUUUGAGUAGUAAUCAGUUAAUACAAGAAAAAUCUAUUUUGCUAAUUAUAGAUAAUGAAUCCAACGAAUCUAUACAUAAAUCUGAAGUGGAAAUUAUUGAGAUUCCUAGAACUAUUGAUGCUAUCAUUUUAAAAUUACAGGACUCCUGUGAUGGAAUAAUUACAGCUGAAAAUAAUUCUGGAAUAGUCGAAAACUCAGAAGUAUUUGAAAAUCAUUUGAAUAUGUGUAAUAGAGGAGAGUUAUUGUUUUCAGAAGUUGAUAACGAAAAUAGUGAAUCUUGUUUAUCUAUUUCAAAUAAUUUAUCAGAGGAUGAUUUCAGUGAACAUUUUUAUAGUUUAGAUGAUACCACUGAACAAUUACCUGUAGCAACAACUAAAGAUAAAUCAGAAACUGAGAUAAUUUUAAGUAUACCUAAUGAGAAAUUUUUCGAAAUGGACAAUGAAGAAGUUAAUGAAAAUAUAAUAGAUUAUUCUAAAGGAAUUUCAUUAAAUAUUCCAUAUAUAUAUCAUUUUAAUGAAAAAAAUUCCUCAUUAAACAAUGAAUGUAUCUUGUUAGAUAAUUUAAAUGACUUUGAUGAUAGUUUAAAUAGUUGUAAUUUAAUCUCAUUUGACAAUGCAACUAUAAAAUCAGAUAUAAAUAAUGCAGCAAUUAGUUGUCAACCAUUAGUAUUUGAAAAUGUCCAGGACUGCGAAUUUAAUCAAUUUAGUCAAAAGAGGGAGUCAAUUGAACCAGUUUUUAUUAAUAAUUUGAUAGGUAACGUGAUGGUUAAUGAAAAUAAUAUUAUUAACGGAUCAGCAUUUCAAGACGUAAAAUCUUCAGAAUCCUUACAACUGGGAUCAAGAUAUACCUUGAAUAACAACGAUGAAACAUUAUCAAAUAUGAAUAAAUUAGUAUUACUAAAUGCAAAUAAAGAUAUGCAAUCAAGUUUAGAUUAUAAAUUACCAAAAUGUGAAAAGUAUAAUAUAGAUUCAAAUGAAAUAUGUAAAAAUAAAAAUAUGACAGAAAAAUCAUCAAUUAAAAAAAAAAAUAAUUCAGAAAUGGAUAAAACUAAUAAUGAUUCGAAUAGAAACGAUGAAGUUGCUAGAUAUCAAAUAAAAGAUGAUAAAGUAAAAAAUAAUGAAAUGAAUGUUUGUGAAACAAAUAAAAUGAAUAUAGAAAAAGACAUUUCUGGAAAAAGUAUUAUAAAAAUUUCUGAAGUCAAUAGAAUUAAUACUAUUUUACCUAGUGCAACCAAAACACAGAAAACCCAUGAAAUACAAUCAAACAUAAACAAUAAAUUAAUAACCAUCAAAUUAAAAAAUGAAAAUAAUACUAAUGAAAACAAAAUUAUUGAUGAAGGAAUGAUAGAAGAUAAAAAUACGACUGAUAAAAAAAGAACAAGGAAAAAGUCGGAUAAUACUGAUAAUAAUAUUCUUCAAAAUAAUUCACAAUUACAAAAUCUACAAGAGGAGAGCCAAAAUCCUGAAAGAAUUUCAAUAAAAAAAAUAGAAAAGUCUUCUCUCUCUCAAAAAUUAAUUAAUUUUGAUUCAAAAAAUGAAACUCUUUCUGAAAUAUUAGCUAUAGAUAAUAAAAAAGAUUCAAUAGGUGUAAUUAUUUCUAGCGAUUUGAAUGUUUAUAAAAAUAAAAUAAUUGAAAACAAUGAUAAUAUUUUGGAAAGAGAUGAGACUAUGAAUCUAAAUAUAAAUAGAUCAAAUGGUUUUUACAAUUCGGGAUCAAAAAAUUAUAAGGUUAAUUUAGACAACAAUAAAAUAAGUUAUGGUAAGAAUCAAUUGAUAUUACAAAAACCCAAUCUAGUUAUUAGUUUCGAUGAUUCAAAUUUGAAAUGCACUGAAAAUGAGUCAAUGCAAUCUAUAUUAAAAUUAAAUACUACAGACACAGGAAAUCAUGGUCCAAAUACUAAAGUAAAUCACUUUACAGUCAGAAAUGCAGAAAUGAAAAAACAAAUAAUAAAUGAAAAAAAUGUAACUUCUAAAAGUAGAUUAGUUAAUGAAAAUUUUGAUAGAAUAUCAUGUAGAAUGUCAGUCCCACUUGAUGUUAAGGAGAGAUCUCCAUUUAGAAAUUUUGAUAGUGUAAUUAAACCUUGUAAUCAUUAUGAAUCAAAUAGAUUUGGUAUUCAUUUAAAUGUACACAAUAACCAUAAUAGUUGCUCAAGACUAUUAAAAUAUAGAUCACUCACGCCUGAAAUAACAUCUAAUGAAGAGAAAUAUUCUUUUUCUAGUGAUAAAGAUUUGCAAAAGAACAUAAGUAAUAGAUCACAAAGUCCUUACAACAGUACUAGAAUGUCAUAUCACACUGAUAGCUACAAAAGUAUGAGUAAUAAAUCACAUUCUAGACAAUCAAAUAGGUAUCUUUCAGAUACAGCGCUUAAAUUUAGAUCUGAUGAUAAUUACUCUUACUCGUGUCAAGGAAUGAGAAGAAGAGUAGGCUCAGAUAGUUAUCUCUAUCGAUUAGAUAAACAGGACAAAUAUUACCACACUAGAUGGAGGGUAGUUAAUAGUUCAUCUAUUUCAACAAUCAAGUGGAAGGAUGACUUCUCUCAAAGCAAAGAACUAUUUAGAAGACUUUAUUUCUGCGUCCGUUUGAUUGAUCAAAAUGUACCAUUUGGUUCAAGAGUGAAGUUCUGGUGUUGCGUAACAGGUUUUCCAGAACCUAAAGUUGAAUGGUACAGAGAAGGUCAAAAGUUAAAUAACUAUACUUAUAAUGCUUCUAUGAGAUAUCAAACAAAAUAUGACAAUGGUAUAGCGCAAUUAGUUAUUGAAAAUGCUCAAAAUUGUGAUACUGGAGAAUACACUUGCGUAGCAAUGAACACACAAGAUAGAGUUACUACUAGAGCGUUUCUUACAGUAUACACAUCUCCAACAGUAUUUGGUGCAUCAUUAAUAACUAGACAACUAACAUCAUCUUUUUCUAACAAUGGCUAUAAAUCAAAGUAUUUUGAUAAAUUACAUGUAUGGAACAGCGAUGAUUUACGAUUAAAAACAAAAUAUGACUGGCACUCAUUAGAUGAGAUAUCGAAAUAUCCCAAAUUUAUAAGUUCUAUACUUGCAGAUGAUGUUGCAACAUAUGGUGGUACAAUUGCUCUUCAAGUAAAAGUUCAAGGAUCACCAAUGCCUAAUAUUACUUGGUCAAGAGAAUCAAAACCAUUACCACUAAUAUCUAACAAAUACAUAUAUCUUGAUGAGGGUAAUUUAUACACGCUAUUAGUGAGAGAAAGUACUGUCAAUGAUAGCGGUACAUACAUAUGUAGAGCUUGUAAUUUAUACGGAAGUGUCCAUUUGGAGAAGCACAUCAAAGUAGUUUCACAACAAGAUUUUGCUGGUCACAGAGGUGUAAAGCCUGCAAUUAUUGUAUCGAAACCAAACAGUCGUUUGAGUGUCACCAUUGGAGAAGACAUAAACAUUUCCUUUAGAGUUGCAGGAGAACCCAAACCACAAGUCAUUUGGAUGAAAGGAGCUAAAGACAUUACGUUUUUAGAUAGAUCAUCAAAAGAAACUGUAAAUGAUUAUGUUAAGUUAUCUAUAAAAAGAGCACAGCUAUCUGAUGCUGGAACUUAUUUUAUUAUUGCUAAAAAUGUUUAUGGAUCAGAUAGAAUAUUUGUGACAGUUGGGGUCAGGAAACGAGCAAGAUCAUUGACUCCACCAAGGACCGGGGUAACAAAUAUCAGUUGGUCUAAGUAUUUUCACAUCUAUAGUGAUAUGAACGAAGUUCCGGGCCCUAUUAAAGGUAUACCGAGAGUAUCAGAUAGGGGCAAGAAUCGAAUAUCACUUGAAUGGGAUAAACCUGAAAAAAAUGUUGCAGUUUUAGUGUACAAGGUGGAAGCCUGGUCAGAUAAUGAAGGUCUAUGGAAAGAAGUUGGCAUGACUUCCUCAAAUAAUUUGGAUAUAUAUAAUUUAAAACCCAAUACAGGAUACAAGUUUCGAGUAACAGCUAGGAAUAGAUUUGGCUGGGGAGAGUCAAUAUCGACGUCAAAUUACAUAGAUAUUUUUGAACCCGAACACUUACCAGAAUUUAUUCAACCCUUACCAGGAGAAACUAAAGUUUUAAUAAAUGACAACAAAAUACUGCAUUGUCACGUACAAGGCUCACCAAAACCUCAAGUAGUGUGGUUUAAAGACGGUGAGUUGGUGACAGAAAAAUAUUGUCAAGAGUACACUGAAAAAGGUAAAUGUACAUUAACAAUAACUAAUGCUACUGACGAAGACAAUGGGCGUUACGUAUGUGAAGCGACCAAUAUUCAAGGAAGAAUCUGUACAUAUUCUGUUGUUGAAGUAAUCGCUAAUCGACAAAUUGUGCAAGCUGAACAAAAGCUUCACGAGUGUUUAUUAAGAGAUAAUGAAUAUAUAGAGAAUGCACCUAAUUUCACAAAAAAAUUAAUUAACCGUCGUGUUGACGCGAACGAAACUGUUCGAUUGUCUUGUCAAGUGACUGGACUACCAAUACCAAUUGUAACGUGGAAUAAAGAUGGUCAACAAAUAACUUCAUCGACAGAAAAUGUAAAUAUAACUCAAGAUUCAGAUAAUUUUUGUUCUUUAGAACUUAUUAAUGUAAAAGCGAGCAGCAGUGGGUCUUACACAGCAACAGCCACAAAUAAAUUGGGAUCGUCUUUUACUAAUUGUCUGCUUGAAGUAAUUAUUAAACACAGGGGCGAUCCUCCUGCGCCAGAAUUUAUAUAUAAUUUACCCGCGGAAUUAAAAGUGACUGAUGCUUUAGCGCUGCGUGCCCAAGUAGAUUCAUUCCGUCCGAUUAAAGCAGAAUGGUUCAGAAAUGGAGUUUUGUUAAGAAAUGGACGUAGGGUUGAUAUUGUUGCAGAUCAUGAAGGUAAAUUAGAGCUAAGAAUAGCAGAGGCCACAACACGAGAUACUGGUGUUUAUUUGUUGAAAGCGUCAAAUGAUGUUGGUACGGUAGAAAGUUUUUGUGACGUCAUUGUAAUUGACCGUAAACACAAGGAUUUUGGUGACAUACCUGUUUUGUCAUCGGCAGGAUUGUAUUCAAAAAAACCAAAAUUUGUUGUUAAGCCAAAAUUUCAAGAGAUUGAAGAAGGAAGUGAGGUAAUUAUAGAUUCUGAAAUCGUGGGCGAUCCAACACCAAAGAUCACUUGGCUUCGAGAUGGAUUAAAGCCUGAAUACUAUCGCGACGGAUCGGAGUUUGUGUGCCUGUCGUCCGGAAGUCGAUACCAGUUGAAAAUACCUCACGUCAAAAUCAGUCACACGGGCACUUAUACUUUGCUGGCAUCCAAUACGCAUGGCGAAAUCAAAACGCUGAUAUCACUUCAGGUGUAUUCGGCAGGACACGGCAAAAAAAAUAUUAUGGAAAAUGGAAUCAACCGCAAAACAACUGUUGAAAGAUUACCAAGAAUAAGCCGACCGUUAGUGGACGUUGUGUGCUCAGAGAACGAUAUCGUAUCGUUUGAAUGCAAAUUGAACAUCACUCCGGAAGCAGAUAUUAAAUGGCAAAAAGACGGCAAAUUGGUUAGAUUAGGAAAAGAAUUUAAAUCCGAGUUAGUUAACGGUGACACGGCUCGUCUUGAAAUAACCAAAGUCAACCCUUCGCACGUCGGUGUCUACACUUGCACUGCCUACAACGAAUUAGGCCAAGACUCGACGUCGGCUCGUUUGAAAUUAUUAGAUUCUGAUGAAACAAAUUCAAGUGAUUUGUUAGACGCACAGAAAAACACUAUGAUAAGUUCGCCUAUACUCGCUGGCGAAUGCAAUGAAAGGAGCUCAAGAAGAUUAAAACGGAGUAGUGCCCCGAAAUUUUACGCUGUGCUCCAUGACAAGAUUGUCGACGUGGGAGAUACUGUUCGGUUCCAGUGUAGUGUAUCGGGUUAUCCUCCACCUUGGUCGUCAUGGAAAAAAGACGGCGAACCUAUUGGAAUAAGCAGUAGAAUAAGAAUUCGAGAAGACGACGAUUUUAGGUCUUUGGAAAUAUGUGACAUAAUCCCCGAAGAUGCCGGUCUUUAUACGGUGACAGUAGAAAACAAGUACGGCAAGAUUCAAACAUCAGCCAAACUCCAAGUACUACCAAGUCACGAUGUUCGAAACGACGUCGAAAUAACCACGAAACAUACUCCACGGCCUAACGAAGGUAGAAAGCAGUCAGGGUCUACGGCUUGUACUGGGGAUAGUUUCACGUUGAGCUGUGACAUUAGAGGUAACUCUAUGUCAGAUGUAACCUGGUACAAAAAUGACGAAGAGAUCAUACCCAAUGAUCGAAUUACCACUAAUAGGGACGACCUAGUUGCCAGAAUUUCGAUUUCAAACUUACAGUCCGACGAUACGGGUGUGUAUACUUGUAUAGCGAAAUGUGAAUCCGGAGUAACUAAAUGCUCUUCAGAAUUAUCCGUGUUUGAUGCAAACACAGCCAAAGAUCCGUACUUAAAGCCUCCAAUAUUUGUCGAGGGUCUUGUUCCUAAACUAAUAACUCGAGAAGGUGAAAAAAUCGAGUUGCCUGUAAAACUUCAAGGUGCAGUUCCUAUGAGUGUAACAUGGUUCAAAGACGAUAUACUCAUCCCAGAUUGUAACGACUUCACUUAUGUUACUAAAGAAAAUGGAAUUUUUUGUCUAGCUAUAGCGGAUCCUUUUAAUGCAGACAGUGGUCUAUAUAGUUGUAAAGUUAUGAACUGUUAUGGUGAGGCAAUUUCAUAUGGUGAACUUCAAGUAAACGAAAUCACUCCUGAAAUCGCCGAACAACAAAAAAUAACGAUGGAAUAUAACAAUAAUGUGAGCUUGUCGGAAAAAUCUGAUUAUGCUCCUCGAGAUCAGAUCAAUACAUUGCCGGCCAACAUUCUCUGGGGACCGUGCGACACGACUGUAAUGCGUGGCGCUCGAGUGGUCUUGGAAACUUCAUAUGCCGGCAAACCUGAACCACUCAUACAAUGGCUUAGAGCGGGCAAAAUAUUAGAAUCAAACGAACACUUGUGCAUUAGCAACACGGACGGAAUCUCUAGUUUGACCAUCGAGUCCAUCACAGCUGAUGAUUGCGGAAAGUACGCAGUCCGUGUCGACAACGGCCUAGGAAACGAUUAUCACUACGCUUCGGUAGCUGUUGAAGGACCUCCAGAUCCUCCGGCUGGCAGACCUAUUGUUUCGGUGUCUGAGACCAGUGCAGACGUGACCUGGUCUAGUCCGGCUUAUGACGGUGGUUGCAUGGUCACCGGUUAUAGCGUAGAAGUUCGAUCUUUCAACCAGACCCAGUGGAAAUUAGUAGCCGACAAGUGUCAUUCUUUAUCUCAUAUAGUCCGAGGUCUGGCGCCCGGUGAAUCGUACGUUUUCAGAGUACGAGCUGAAAACAUGCAUGGAUCGAGCGAAGCCAGUUUGGAAUCGGUGCCAGUGUACAUACUACAAACCGAUUAUGGUAAUACUGUGGUACCGAAAAAAGUUACCAUUGAAAGCGGAGAAUUGUUUAGCAGCCAAUAUGAAGUUUUAGAUGAAUUGGGAAAAGGUCGGUACGGUGUGGUGCAUAAGAUAAAAGACCGCGAAUCGGGCAAGUAUCUAGCAGCCAAAUUCGUUAGGUGCAUCAAAGCCAAAGAUAAAGAAAAAGCACAAGAAGAAGUUGACAUUAUGAACUGCUUGAGGCAUCCUAAAUUGUUACAGCUUGAGGCGGCUUUCGAGAAUCCGCGAGAAGUUGUUAUGGUUAUCGAAUAUAUUUCCGGUGGAGAGCUGUUUGAACGUGUAGUAGCCGAUGACUUCACGUUAACGGAAAAGGACUGCAUUCUUUUCACAAGACAAAUAUGCGAAGGAGUCGACUAUAUGCAUAGACAAAAUGUCGUUCAUUUGGACUUGAAACCCGAGAACAUAAUGUGCCAAUCGAGAACUUCCCAUCAAAUAAAAUUAAUCGACUUUGGACUUGCGCAAAAAAUUCAACCCGACAAACCUAUUCGAGUACUUUUCGGUACGCCAGAGUUUAUACCACCCGAAAUCAUCAGCUAUGAACCAAUCGGUUUGGAAUCUGAUAUGUGGUCUGUUGGUGUUAUUUGUUAUGUUCUUUUAUCUGGCCUCUCUCCAUUUAUGGGCGACAGCGACGCUGAAACGUUUACUAACAUAACCAAAGCAGAAUUCGACUUUGACGAUGAAGCUUUUGACGCCAUCUCACAAGACUCGAAAGAUUUCAUAAGUUCACUAUUGAUCAAAAGAAAAGAAAAAAGACUUACUGCUAAAGAAUGUUUGAAACACAAAUGGCUAGCACAGCAAGAUAUGGACAUGCGAUGUACUAUACUAUGUACUGAUAAACUAAAAAAAUUUAUCAUUAGACGAAAAUGGCAGAAAACUGGUAAUGCUAUUCGAGCACUCGGUAGGAUGGCUACGUUGUCGGCAGCUAGUAAACGUGGAGGUGGAAGCGGUAAUGGUAGCAUUUUACAAAACUUUAAAAUGGCGAGUUUAAGUGAAGAAGAUUCUGGCGGUGAAACUCCUCCGCAGUCUUUAAUACGUGUCACCGCUUCCCCUGCCUAUAGCGUAGACGCUGAAGAUCUACCUCCCCAUGCACCAGUGGUGUUACCGACCGUGUCUCCGAAAUAUACUAAAACAUGUGACGCACGUAGUGACAGUGGCAUAAGCGAUUGUUCCUCGCUCACUGGGCCACCGUCACUACCGAAGUUUGCCCCCGACGAUAGCCAUUCCAUUCGGGAAGAGACUCCUUCGGUAGACAAUGUGAUAUCCAACCUUAACUGUGUGAAAAUGUCCUCAGGUGACGUUACCAAAAGUAGCAUUAAAACAAAGGAGAAUAGGAUGAUUUUCGAAAAAUUAUCAAAAACAUCAGAAUGUAAAUCCAAAGAUGUUAGAAAAGAACCCAUUCGCCUACAGACUACAGAUAACUUCAAAAAGGCAAUAGCGUUUUGGAAACAGUGACGUUACAGCACUAUUAUUAUACUUAAAAAAUGAAAAAUAUUUAAUUAUUAUUACAAGUGUGUAUAUUUUUAAUUGAUUACAACACAUUAUUUACAGAUAAUUGUAUAUUAUAGAAAGUAUUGCCAAAGCUUAGAUUCUAAAAUUUUGAUAGUGUAUAUAUUUAUAUAUAUAAAAUUUUUACAUGUUGUUAAGUGUAUCUAAAAAUAAUUAAUAUACAGAAACCUUAUUCAAGUUUUAUUUAACAUCAUUCAACUUGAU
Molecule: messenger RNA, 16329 nt
Organism: Daktulosphaira vitifoliae (grape phylloxera)
Lineage: Eukaryota; Metazoa; Arthropoda; Insecta; Hemiptera; Phylloxeridae
Product: myosin light chain kinase, smooth muscle-like
Exons: 46
Coding region: 238-16071 (5277 amino acids)
Biological process (GO): protein phosphorylation
Molecular function (GO): ATP binding; protein binding; protein kinase activity
Source: RefSeq, a predicted model, not a curated record